Pleuronectes platessa (European plaice) is the source of this 4822-nucleotide messenger RNA. RefSeq names its product ADAM metallopeptidase domain 9 (gene adam9a). Gene Ontology annotation, biological process: proteolysis. NCBI's taxonomy places the organism in Eukaryota, Metazoa, Chordata, Actinopteri, Pleuronectiformes, Pleuronectidae. The transcript is spliced from 23 exons. Gene Ontology annotation, molecular function: metalloendopeptidase activity. The record is from RefSeq and is a predicted model, not a curated record. Gene Ontology annotation, cellular component: plasma membrane. Bases 419 to 2845 code for a protein of 808 amino acids.
UCCCAUCGGAAGUACGGAGCGUUUCCGCUGACGUCAUUUGAUUGAGGCGGAGGAGUUCGUGAUCAGGCAGAGGACAGACACACAAACACACACAUUGAAACACACACUUCAAAGACACACUCCGCCUCUCACUCGGUCAUCAGGUCAAACUAACAGGAAACGUUCGAUUCCCGGUUCUCGCUAGCGGUGGUUCACCGGUUCUUCCGCGGGAGCGACGGGAAUGUUUCGGCCGAAGAAGAGAAGCUCUGCUGGGUGUUUAGCAUGAGAAGACUGGAAGAUCACUACUUCUACUACUACUACUACUACUACAAGUACUGCAGUAGUACUGCAUACGACCGGAAGAGGCCGGUUGGGGGGGCCGCUGCCGCCCGGUGACAUCAGUUCGUCCCGGCAGAGGAAGCAGGAGACGGGGGAGAAGAUGAGAGGGAGAGGGGGGCUGCUGGAGGUCUGUCUGCUGCUGCUGCUGCUAGGAGAGAGUACAGAGUCUCAGCAGACCCAACACCUCGUCUCCUAUCAGCUGACGGUCCCUCGACCAAUAGGAGGCAGGCUGAGGCGGGAUGUGGACGGAAGACUGCCCAGUCAGGUGUCGUACAUCAUCAGUGUGGAUGGAAACGAUCAUGUGGUUCAUCUGGAGAGGAACGAACUGCUGCUUCCUGCAGACUUCACUGUGUUCUCCUACAGUCAGAAUGGAUCAGUGAUCACCAGCAGACCACCUGUACAGAACCACUGUCACUACCGGGGCUUCGUUCAGAAUAUGGAGGGUUCAUCUGUGGCUAUGAGCAUCUGCAACGGCCUCAGAGGAGUGUUACAUCUCACAGGCGACAGUUAUGGUAUUGAGCCCUUAGACUCCGCCCCUGAACAGCACCUGGUGUACCGCCUGCAGGAUGUGACAUCACAGCCCCGUGGUUGUGGAACGCCACACAAUGAUCACUCCGACAGCAACACCACGGACCAUGCUCAACGGGAACCAGAGGAAAUCCACCACGGACAACACAGCAGAGUGAAGCGAGCUGUUCUUCAUCAGACUCACUAUGUGGAGCUGCUGCUGGUGGUGGACAACGACAGGUACAACUUCAUGAACAAAAAUGACACAGCAGUGAGGGAGGAGAUGAUUUCUCUGGCCAACUUCAUAGACAGUAUCUACAAGCAGCUGAACGUCCGAGUGGUCCUGGUUGGUCUGGAGAUCUGGUCGCAGCAGAACCUAAUCAGCACUGAAGGGGGCGCUGGAGAAGUUCUGGGUCGCUUCACCCAGUGGAGAGAGAGAGAGCUGAUUUCUCGCAGACGCCACGACUCGGCACAACUCAUCCUGAAGCGGACUUUUGGAGAAACAGCUGGGAUGGCGUUCGUGUCCACCGUCUGCUCCAGAAGUCACGGGGGCGGGAUCAACGCGUUCACCAAUAACAACCUUCCCUCGUUCGCCUCCAUCGUGGCUCAUGAGCUCGGCCACAACCUCGGGAUGAACCACGACGACGGGCGCUCCUGCACCUGCCCAGGGAAGGCCUGCAUCAUGCACUCUGGAGCCACAGGAUCCAGAAACUUCAGCAGUUGCAGUGCAGAUGAUUUUGAGAAGAUGAUCUUGUCGACGGGGGGGACGUGUCUCCUGAACGUCCCGCGGCCUGACGAGGCCUACAGCGCCCCCUACUGUGGGAACAGACUAGUGGACGUGGGAGAGGAGUGUGACUGUGGAUCCCAGAAGGAGUGUGAGGAGGACCCCUGCUGUGAGUACCAGACAUGUAGGCUGAAGUCUGGAGCUCAGUGUGCUUAUGGAGAAUGCUGCUCUAACUGUCAGUACCUACCGGGAGGAACAGUGUGUCGCUCCAGCACAGAUGAGUGUGAUCUCCCAGAGUUCUGUAACGGCUCCUCGUUGUUCUGUCAGAGUGACGUCUUCGUCCAGAACGGACAGGCCUGCAGGAACCAGCAGGCCUAUUGUUACAAUGGGAAGUGUCAACACUAUGAUGGACAGUGUCAGACCAUAUUCGGAUCCAAGGCGAAGGCUGCUCCAGCAAUCUGUUUUAAAGACGUCAACAGUAAAGGCGACCGCUUUGGAAACUGUGGCUACCAGAACUACGGUCACAAGAAGUGUGAGAGCAGAAACGCUCUAUGUGGGAAGCUGCAGUGCUCCAACGUUCAGGCGGUGACGGUGUUCGGCAUCGAACCGUCGAUCAUCAUCACGCCGAUCGGCGGCGCCAAGUGUUACGGAGUGGACUUCAUGCUGGGAUCAGACGUCCCUGAUCCCGGGAUGGUGAGCGAAGGAACCAAGUGUGGAGAGGACAAGGUGUGUAUGAACUUCGAAUGUCGAAGCGCCGACAUCAUGAACUUCGACUGUGACGUGGGGAAGAAAUGUCACGGACAUGGGGUGUGCAACAGCAACAAGAACUGUCACUGCGAGGACGGCUGGGCCCCUCCCUUCUGUGAGGUCAAAGGUUACGGAGGCAGCGUGGACAGUGGACCCACAUGGAAUGAUAAAGACACGUCCCUCAGAGACGGCCUGCUCGUCUUCUUCUUCCUCGUCCUCCCUCUGCUCGCUCUGGGUGCGUUUGUUUUCCUGCGCAAGAACGAGCUGCUGCGACGACUCGGGCUGAGCCGCAGGAAAAGGUCCCAGGGAUACCAACCGGACGGUGCAGCGACAGACAAUCCCGUCAGGGGACCCCCGCCCCCCCGAGCGCAGCCUCCCUCUGCUGCCCGGGGCCACGCCAGCAGCAUCGUCAGAGCGGGGGUGGUGGAGAACAGCAGGACGGCUCCAUCCCACGCUCUGAGGCCUCCUCCUCCUCCUCUAAAACCAAAACCUCCUGCUGCAUCCCAGCCGCUGGUGCCUCUAAGACCCGCCCCUGCUCCACCUGUUUAACCAAUCCCGGGGCCCGGACCACCUGUCUUCUUCUUUUUCUUCAACCCCCGUCCUUUUCGGAGCCGGUUACCUAUCAACAGCCAGGAAAUGAUUUUGUAGCUGAGACAGCAUCCUGCGGCCGGACUGGGAAAUGGACGAUCAGGAAACUGGACCCAGUCAGACCGGACCAACAGGAAGCUACUACUGCCCCCUACAGUCUGUCUGUGGCCUCUGUCCUUCUAUGUAGUUUAAAAACUGCUUCAGGUGAAACAUCAUCUGUAGAAAUCCAUCCAAUCACAUUUCCCCAACCGUCACGAAUAAUAAUGAUCACACAGCUUCUGGACGUAAGCUAGCUAGCUAGCUGUUAGCUCAUAUAGUUGUUCAAAACAUUUUAAUGUUUCCAGCGAAUCGCUUUAAACUGACAAACAUUUAAAAAUAUAUUAUGUAGCUAAAUACAUGAUAUCAUUUUACCACAUGUUAAGUAAUGAUUAGAAAGCAUGAAGGGUGAGCUGCCUCACUCUGAAGACAGAUUGGUGCUGUCCCCUCCCCUCUGCGCAGCACUGUCAUAGGAAUGUAACACACCCCUGCUGCUGCGGUGCAGGUGCACUUGGUCUCCACCAAUCAGCUCCACCCGGCGCUCUGUCUCCAGAAUUGUAAAAUCACAGUAUGCAACAUACCGAGCUCUACACCUCUGGGCUUCAGAUCCUCUCCUUCAGAUCUGGAUGUGGAUCUGGAUCUGGACCUAUAUCUGGAUCUGGAUCUGGACUCAUGUGCUUGUUAAGUCACAAAGGAAAUGUACACACUGAAGCACUGUUGAGCGGAUCUCUGGGAUGUUGUGGAUCAUCUGUCUCUGUUUCCUACAGGAACCUGACCUGUGAGCGACCUGUUCUCUUUCAGAUCGUUGUCCUCUUGUUUAAUCAGGUGGGAGUAACCGACCAAUCAGGAACCUUUUCACUGAAAGGGAAUGGAAUUAGGAUUUAUUUCCUCUGAAACUGGUUUGAGACAAAUUCAGAUGAAAGACGUCACUGAUAAUUUUACUCCUUUAUUUAAUGGAUACACGUAUUCUGUCCAAUAUAACCCCCCACCCCCAUAAAUGACAACCUAGGACAUGGUUAUUUUAGGGAAUUUCUAAAUUUAGUAUUCAACCUUUCUGUUUGGUUUGGAUCCAUGUUCAAAGAACAUGUGCCGUACUGGAUCUCAGAUUUUAAACAACGUUCACACAUGAAUUUUCAGAUACAGUUGAUGAGGAUUCAGUUUGAUGCAGGAACAUCCCAGAGUGAAGAGGUCUGACCGGGUUGACGUGUCUUUAAGCUGGAAAUGACGCCUCGACUCAUAAAAGUCCUGGAAACGUGUGGACUUCCUGUCUCUGCCGCCUCAACACUGAGGUCUGGACUGAUCCUUUAGUUUCUCUGUUGCUGUGAAUGCACAGCGGCCUCCAUCACAGUCCCUCCACUUCCUCCUGCUCUGACACUCUCACUCUAACCAGGGAUCUUUACACCACAGGAAACAGACUUCCUGUGACUCUGAGUGUCGUCACUUUGCAGUGAAUGAACCUGCUGCACUGUGUCAUGUGAGGACAUUUUGAUCUGCUUUAGUAUGUUUUUGAUUUGCACAGACACAAGGAGCUGACGCAGGAUUGAGUCAGUUACUCACAGGGCUAAUUUUGUGUUUGAUUGUUUUGUUGCUAAAAGAAAGUGAACGAGAUCCCAGUUUGCUCCUGAAGCUGAUUCCUGAGAAAGAGAGAGAAACCUGUGGAGAACAGAGUGAAGUUAUUUAGAGGCAUGAGAGCAGCUGAAGUCAAAGUUCACGACAGCCUCAGGUUACAGAUGGUGAACGGAUUCAGCUGCUGCUUCUCAGUUUAAAUAUAACAGAGUUCAUGAGCAGAUUCAAACCAAGAGACUGUUUCCUCCGGCUCAACACACUCAGAACCUCACAACAGAUCAAAAGAACACGGUUUGAAGGUUUCAACAACACUUUCUUGUUCAUCGGAAUUUUAUU